Haliaeetus leucocephalus (bald eagle) is the source of this 1023-nucleotide messenger RNA. Its product is annotated as protein FAM26F-like. The record is from RefSeq and is a predicted model, not a curated record. Gene Ontology annotation, molecular function: monoatomic cation channel activity. NCBI's taxonomy places the organism in Eukaryota, Metazoa, Chordata, Aves, Accipitriformes, Accipitridae.
AUGGCUAAAUCUAUUAGUGGCUCCUCAGCCUGGAAAACAGGGGGCUAUGAUGAAGAUGUGCAAGAUCAAGAGCGGAUGGAGAGACCAGAUUUCACCGUCCUGGGUCACAGCAUUGUGUCCCUGCUGACGGCUGCCAGCGAGCACACCUUCUUUGUGGUGUUCAAGCAUCCCGGCAAUCCUGGGAACGUGCUGUACGGCUCCGUCUUCCUCGCAGUGCCUGCCUUCAUCCUCUUUCUGCUUGGCUGAAACAUGGUGAACGCCAGGACGUGGUGCCUGGGGACAGGCAGCUGCCCUCCGAAGAUGUGCAGCUGCAGCCCCUGGGGAACCUGCUCCCACCGCUGCCUCGUGCUGCCGUCGGUGACAGCCAGGGCUUUGGUGGACCCAGGCUUCUCCUGGAUCACGGUAGCCAGGCUCAGAGCCAGCUUCUACGAGUGCGCAGCCAGCGGGAGCAGCCUGAUAAUGAACGUCGUGUGUAAAGAUAAAGGACGAGAGUGCCACAAGCUGCUGCUCAAAACACCCUGCAACGAGAAGUUAUUGGAGGAGAUACUAGGCGAAUUCCUCAGCCUUCAGGCACAGUCCCAGCUGAUAGGACGGCUCCUGAUAGUCAGCAUCAUGACUGUGGCACUGAUUGUAACACGUGUCAUCCACUGUCGCUCCCCAGUUAGCUAUCUUCAGCUCAAGUUCUGGAAAAUUUGCUCAAAAAAGGAACGGGAGCUCUUUGGGACCAAGGCUAGAGAGCAUGCAACCAGGCUGGCAGAAAUAAAUACAGAUUGCUUUUUUGAAGCCACUAACCCAGCACCAUUUCAGACUUCCAGCAAUGAAGACUGGCGGAAGAUUUCAUUCUUGUAGACCUUAAAUUCGUAAGAGCAGUAUUACAGCAUGAUACACAAGUACAUUAACACAAACAGAGGCAACAGCAUCAGAUUCGGGGAAGGAAAUCAGAAACCCCCUGUUUUAGGAUUUGUGGAUGAAGAAGCGCAAGCGAAUCAGGGUUUUAAUGAAACAAAUCCUUUGCAACCCUAG